AUGAUAAAACUUGAUUCACCAUCGCCAUUUUAUCGUUCUGCCAUCGAUGGUCUAUUAGAUUCAUUUUUCCCUAAUCCAUCAUCAUAUAAUGAUCAUCUUCAAUCAAAGCAACAACAACAACAACAACAACAACAACAGUAUCGUUCAUCUUAUCCGUUAUCAUUCAAAAGUCAACAACAAAUGCCGAUUUUAUUCGAGAAUUCAGAAUCAAUUACUAGUAACCUUCGACAUCAAUCAGAUAAUAAACGUUAUUCAUUAUUAAACUUUUCACAUGCUAAAACUCCUACAAGGUCAUUGCCUAUUUCAAAUGUCUAUCGUUCACCAACAACAGUUUUUUCAUUAUCUCCAACAACUGUUCUUCGUCCAACAAAUAUUCGUUGGGAUUCUGAAAUUAAUGUUAAUCUAAAAUCAUUACCAUUAAUAAGUCAAAAAACAAAUUUUCAUAUACAAAAAAUUUAUCCAAUCACUACGACUACAAAUAACAAUAAUAAAUUAAAUCGUUCUGAAUCAUUACAAUCUUUAACAGUGAAUGAUAAAAAUAAUAAACUAAUAAUUAAUGAUUUUAACGUUUUAGCACCACUUUUAAAACCAAAAAUGAAAUUAGAUGCAAAACAUUUUUGUGGUCUUGCACCAAUAUAUGAAAAUGAGAAAGAUAAUACUCAUAAACAAUCAUCUGCAAUUAAAUUAGCACAAAUAAAUACUUCAUAUUAUACGAAUAAUGAUAGGACUAAAAUAAAAACUACGUAUAUUGAACUAACUGACACUUAUAGGCCUGCUACGACCACUCCUACUACACCAACAGUUUCUAUUGAUUCACCAUUAUCAACGACACUACAAAAUACUACUAAUAAUGUGUCGUCACUACCACAGUCCGAUUCAUCUCUUACAAUUAGUAGUGGACUAUCGACUAGUCUUCCAACUCCAAAUACAAGUGCAUUGCGUAAUGAUUUAUUACCAAUACAAUCAAAUAUAAAAGAACAAGUUAGUGAAAAUGAAGAUGAAGACGAUGCUCAUGAUAUACGCGGAUCAGAUGAUGAUGAACAAGAAGAUCCAAAAGAUUAUUGUAAGGGAGGAUAUCAUCCGAUUACAAUUGGGUGUGUAUUUAAUCAGCGUUAUCAUGUUAUUAGAAAAUUAGGGUGGGGUCAUUUUUCUACGGUCUGGUUAUGUUGGGAUCGAAAAUCGGCACGUUUUGUGGCUAUGAAAGUUGUUAAAAGUGCUCGACAUUAUACUGAGACAGCAUUGGAUGAAAUAAAACUAUUAUCACAUGUCCGGGAUACGGAUCCAUCUGAUCCGUUUCGUCUAAAAUGUGUACAAUUAUUAGAUGAUUUUAAAGUAUCAGGUAUCAAUGGUACUCAUGUGUGCAUGGUAUUCGAAGUACUUGGUCAUAAUUUAUUAAAAUUAAUAAUACGUUCAAAUUAUCGUGGUAUACCAAUAAAAAAUGUUAAAACAAUUAUUAAACAAGUUCUACAAGGUCUCGAUUAUUUACAUAAAAAAUGUCAUAUUAUUCAUACUGAUAUUAAACCAGAAAAUGUGUUGAUGUGUGUCGACGAAGAACAUGUAAGAGCACUGGCUUAUCAAGCGGCCGAAUGGCAUAAACCAGGAAUUAAACCAGUUGGAUCUGCUGUGGCAACCGCACAUAUUGUUAAUAAGCAAGAUCCGUCUAAAAUGUCCAAAAAUAAAAAGAAAAAAUUGAAAAAGAAAGAGAAAAUUAAACAAAAAAUGUUAGAAAUAACCCAACAACAGAUUCAAGAAGCUGAAAAACAAAAACAAAAUCUUCUUAGUUCGCCAAGUCAAAUUAAUUUAAAUAAAAUGGUUAUUAGUGAUGAGAACAAUACAACAUCCGAUGUUUCGAAUACACCAGUAACAACACCAAAUGUUAACUUGACUGCGGGUGAAACGACGUCAUCCAACGUUACAACAUCUCUUCCAGUGUUAAGUAAGACGAAUGUUAAUGGAUACAAAGAUAAAUCACAUCAGCAACAAUCAAAAAAAUCAAAGCGUUCACAAUCGGGUGAAACAAAACCUGAAUCAUCAGCUAUCGUGUUUAAUGAUGAAGACGAGGAAGAUGAUGAUGAAGAUGAAAAUGAAAUUGAAACGGAACUGAAGGGUAAUGCAUCAGCGGAUUCCGUGUUAAUAAAUGGUAAUGAACAAACGGCAAAUAAUAAUAGUAUCACCACAACAACAGAAAAUAAUCAAAAACAAUCAGAACAAUGGUUGAAUGAAGCUGCGGCGCUCGCUGCAGCAGCUGCUAUUGCUGGAGAAAAUUCAAAUAAACCAGAAACAAGUGCUACAAUGUCUGCAGCUCGUCCAAUGGCUGAACGAACACCAAAUCCUGUCACAGAAAUUGUAUCAGACGAGAUCUUACAAGUGAAAAUAGCUGAUUUAGGAAAUGCUUGUUGGACAUAUCAACAUUUUACAGAAGAUAUUCAAACACGACAAUAUCGUUCGCUAGAAGUUAUUUUGGGAUCUGGUUACGAUACAUCUGCCGAUAUAUGGAGUGUUGCUUGUAUGGCAUUUGAAUUGGCCACUGGUGAUUAUUUAUUUGAACCACAUAGUGGUGAAGAUUACAGUCGAGAUGAAGAUCAUAUUGCACAUAUUAUUGAAUUAUUGGGACCUAUUCCUGUUGAAAUAGCACACUCAGGAAGAUAUUCCAGAGAAUUUUUUAGCAAACGAGGUCAACUUCGUAAUAUAAAACAUUUGAAACCAUGGGAUUUAUUUCAUGUUCUAACAGAAAAAUAUAAAUGGCCACCGUAUGACGCUAUUGAAUUUACUCAUUUUCUUGAACCAAUGUUAAAUUAUGAUGUUAGUGUUCGUGCGACAGCCUCUGAAUGUUUACAAAAUCCGUGGAUUACAGGUGAACCUCUGUUUCCGGACGAUGGUUUAUUGUUUUCUGAAAAUGAACAAUUUUUACAUAAUACAGCUAGAAAUAAUCUAUUUGAAUACCAUCCAUCAGGUUUAGUAAAUAGUCAUCGUGAUCAUUAUUCUUUACCAAUGGAACAACAACAACAUCAAUUAUUUGGUCAUCCUCAUAUGCACAUGAACUAUGUACAAGGUGAUGGAGAUGAAUCAAGUGAAAUGUCAACUGAAGAUGAAACAGACAAUGAAACAGACGAAGAGGAAGACGAUUACGAGGAUCAGUCACCCGAGGAUAAUAUUAAUAGACAAGUGUAA
This is a messenger RNA of Didymodactylos carnosus, 3171 nucleotides long. The record is from the annotation of a GenBank genome assembly. NCBI's taxonomy places the organism in Eukaryota, Metazoa, Rotifera, Eurotatoria, Philodinida, Philodinidae.